AUGUCGAGUAUGGAAGCCGAGGCUGUGGAACGCGUCCUUGCUACAGUGCCUGACCUUGCCCAUGUGGCUGACCCCUUGGCCGUCCUCAGCAUUCCGUCGAAUGGUAUUCUCCCGUCUAACAUGAGCCCGGACUUGAUGCUGGCCUCUGCUGGUAGUGAUUCGUUCCGAGUGAGUGCAAAGCGAUUGGAGCAAGAGCAGAAAGAGAUGGCAGUGCUGGAUCAGGUGGCAGCUCUCUCUCGGGAUGCUCCUCCGCAACUACUUGCUCGGCUCCGUGCUCUGCUCACGGGCCUCACGGCGGUCACCAUUGCCGAAGACGGCUUUGUCGCCAUUGCUGCUCAUCGCGAAGCGCUCGGCCUGGCCAUCGCCUCCGCCAUUGCCUCGGUGUUCAAGUCUUCAGCCGAUGCAGAGGCAUCGACAGCCUCUCUGCCGGAUCCGGACGACUCGCUUCGCCCCGAAGGUGGUGAUGCCGGAGGCAUGUCCGGGCUUAUGGCUGGCAUGCUGCCGCAGGCCGGUGCCUCGGCCGCGGAUACCCUGGUCAUGACCGGCCUCCGGACGCUCCUGCUAAUCUCGUCGUCGGUCGCAACAUCCUCGCCCGGCCUCCUUGCUGCGCUCCUCGCCGAGUUUUCCGCCACCCUGGCCGCGCUGCCCGACUUUUCGCUUCUCUCGCCGCGCAUCCCGCGCAAGCAAGCGUUUGAUUUGCAGGCGUCGGGCGUGACCCUGCCCGCCGCCAUGGUGACCACGCUCCAUGCUUGGCUCGCCACUCUUCCCAGUGAUCUGGCCACUGCUGCGCUCGGCCUCCGUGCCUCGCUCGUAGUCCACCGCGGUGAGCUUCCAUCGGUCCUUGCCCUCGCCCGAGAGCUCUAUUUUACCGACGGCGACGUGCCUGUCGCCGCGCUUGCGCCAGCCCUUGCAACCGUUACCCGCUAUGCGCCGCGCCGCCGACUGCCAAUUCCGGUUGUCACUGCGAGCGCACCGAAGCCGCUCGAGUUUUCAGUCGAGUCGCACCCGCCUUUGCGGGACGAUGGUCCGAAAUUCUCGCCCGUGCUCGCCAUGGCGGCCGACGGCGCUGUCUUUUGCCACUCUCCCAAUGGCCUCUUCCGCUUUGCUGCUGGCCAGACCGGUGAGCCGAGCCACGCGGCCACAUCAGCCGACGAUGUCGUCUCGUCCAAGUGUGAUGUCAUUGUUGUCGGCGGCCUUGUCCUGCUUUACCCGGUCGACAGUCGCGGGCUUGCUCCGGUCCUUGCCGCCCACCCCCAGCUGUACUCGACGCUGGACGCCAGCUUGCCACCGACCUUUGUCGCCUAUUCGGCAGCCAACCUGAGCCUAGUCGGCUCCGUCUGCGCCGACGGCGGCGGCUCGAUCGCCACCGCCAACUUUGCCGACUACCCCAUGUGGGCACCGGCCGAGCUCCGCGCCGCUCGUCUCGCCGAUGCUGGCAUGACCGCCUCCAGUCCGUUCACCGAUGGGUCGAGCAUCUGGUUUAUUGCCUCAACUGCCGCACCCGAGCUCACGGCCGCCAUGCGGGCCAAGCAUGCUGGUACCAUCAACGCCAUGUACUUGCCGGCCGCGCGGUUCGAGGCUCUCCGCUUCGGCCUCGGACCCGAUGCUCCGCUCCCUGCCGUCACGGUUCUCCACAAGCCAGUCUCGAGCGUCGGCCACGAGCUCUUUGCCCGCUACGACUACACCUCGAGCCGUAGGGUGUACAUCGAUCCGAGCCUCCGCAUUGCUGCGCCUGGUAAGCUCACAAAGUGGUCGAUCUCUUCAGGCGGGCGUGGUCCGCUCAUCCUCCAAGUCUACCGCCCGCGCGGCAGCAACACCUUUGAGCUUAUUGGGCAGAACGUGUUCUACGCCGCCGGCUGCGGAAAAGCCGAGUACAAUGUUGCCGACAUUGACGUCAUCGAUGUGGCCGCCGGCGAUGUGCUCGGCGUCUAUCACCUGGUCGAUGAGCGUGGUAUCGCGCUCAUCAACGGCGCAUCGAGUCCAGCCAUCCCUGUGUUGCAGCCACCCGAGGGCGGCCUAGAGGUUGGCGGUGUUUACACCUCGUCGACCACAGAUGCAAUCAAGUUCUGCCUCCGGGCGACAGUCGAACCGAGCCGGACCAGCGAGCUGGCACCCGAGUCUCCCGAGUGCUGCCUUUCCUGGCGGCCAGCGCUUCUGAGCUCUACAAGCUUCUUUGCUGCCACCAAUGGCGAGACGCUCGUUGUUGUCGCCGACGACAGCGCCCGAGGCCAGGCUGUCAUCAACCCGCGGGUUGCGCGUGUGGUCUUCGAGUUUGCCCUCAGUUCCGGUGCGCUCGUCGAGGCCUAUGGUCUAACAGACAACCAGAUCCAGAGAAGCAUUGCCCGGCUGGGCUUUGCCCCUCUCAACGGCGGCCUCUGGCUGCAGCCGCAGACGGACGCGGCCGAUGCGACAGCCCUGGCUGUCAUUGCUCCGACCGGUCCUGCUGGCUCCUCGCUCGUGCCGGACAUCGAGCCUGCUGCGACCGUCGCUGCUGCCCUCGGCCCGCCGGCGUCUUGGGCGUCUGGCCCUGCCAUAGCUGCAGGCCUUGUGGGCCAUCUUGCGCGGAUUGCCGAGAGUCAGGACGGAAGUGGCACCGCUGCGCCGCUGGGCAUUCUGGUCUCGUUUGAGGCUAUCGACGAGCUGACCAAGCUGGCGUCGGCAGCUGUGGCCAAGCUCGCCGUCACUCCGUGCGACAAGUCGAGUCAGACCAUCCUCACUUCGGCGCUCCGCAUCAUGCUCACCAACGUGAAGGCGGGCGGAUGGCAGACACUGCCGCAGGCCGGCCCAGCGCUCACGGCGGUCCACGCCGCGCGGGCGCUGGUCACCAGCUUGCUCUCAGAGACGGGGCUCGAGUCGGUCCCGGAGCUCUUUGCAACCGUAUGCAGUCUUGUAAUGCGCAUGCUUGAGGCAGGCAUGAACGGCCUCUACUCGCGCGCGGAUCAGGUCGACUUGCUGGCGCUCUGCGUCCAGGCGCUUAUCGGUGUUGAGUCGCUGAGCUCGAGCAGGGCUGCGUUUGGGCGGUCGAUGGCGCGUCUAUUCCACGAUCCACGGGUCGUGGCCCGGCUGUGCCUCAGCGGCACCAAGACACUCGACGUGCUCCCGGCAAUGGAUGCUAUCCAACACAUGCUGGAUGACCUGCUCGCGCGCGAAAUGGCCACUGGGCUGGACCGGAGUGGUGCGAAGCUACGCGCUGCGCUCCAAUGUGUGGUUUUUAGCGCCGCGCGCGUGGCGUCAGCAAACCGCGAUGCGCUCCUUGCGUUCAUCCACGGUCACGUCGGGCAGAUGGUGGACCAUGUGGCGCAGUGCGUCGACGGCGCGGUGGACGCGCUGGUCGAUGGCGACGAGGCUGCCAUCCUCGAGCAGCUCAAGACCAAGACCGAGAUGGUGGUCGACGUUCUGCCGAUGCUGACUCCGCUGCUCGGCAGCGCCGACUUUGUCGGGCCGACGUUUGCCGACGGAGGCGUGCUGAAGAGUUUGGUUGGCCUCCGCGAGCGCGUACUCAAGCUCGAGGCCGCAGCUGAGAGUGUGGCUGCUGCCAAGGGCGCCGAGGGCAGCUGGAUGAGCACGACUGAGGUGACAAUGGAGCAGGUGGUCGAGACUGCACACCCAUACUCCAACGACAUGGACGAGUACCAGAGCGUGUGCUUGCCCGGCGCGACGCUGCUGCAGCUCCAUUUUGACUCGCGGUGCUCGUCCGAGUCGUCCUGCGACUAUCUGCGGUUGUACGCCGCCGACCGGGAGACGCCACUGCUCAACGAGCGGCGGUUCGAGGGCUCAGAGGGGAGCUGGCCGACGACGCCUGUGGUUGUGCCUGGCCCGCUGGUGUACUUUAGAUUUGUGAGCGACUCGUCACACGUUCAGUGGGGCUACAGGGUCAAGGUAGUGGGCAAGGUCAACGUGCCUUGCAUCAACACGCCGUGGCUUGUCGAGCUCGAAGAGAGCCUGUGUGCGGCGCUUGCCCGUGGCGCCGGGUCACUGUUUGUUGGCGCGCCUGUGGCCAGGGCCGAGAGCUCGGUCGCGACGUGGCUCAACUCGCACCUCCUCCGGGGUGGGUUGGAAACGUCGAUGCCGCGCGGCGUUGCAGAAGCGCGGGCCCAGCUACGUGCCGUUGCAGAUGGCCAGGUUGCGGUCGACGCGGUUGUGACCGAGGAGGCUGCCCUCGUCCAGAUGCUUUCGUCGCUGCCGGGAAGCGCGCGGCGAGAGGCGGUGGAAGCGUGGGCGCAGCCGGACGGCAACUUGCUUGCUGGGGUCGAGACGCUGGUGGCAGCUGCCAAGGGGAGCGUCUCGCGUGGCCACGCGUACAUGGCGCUCAAGGAGAGCGACGAGCUCGCGGAACUUGAGCGGACCGUCUUUGCAGUCCUCGUCAGGCACCACGGACUCGAGGGGCUGGCGCUGCGGUACAUCCGGUCGCUUCCAACUGGCGGUGAAGCGAGCGCUCGGGCUGGCGAAGAGUCGACGCUCAAGCGGCGCAAGCGGCCGGCGGCGUUGUCGGUCACUGUUUCAAGCAGCGGAGACGCAGUUCCGCCCGAGCUUGUGGCGGUGUGGAAGCGAGCUCUUGGGGUGCGGCGGUGGGCGACGUUCGAGUCACGCGACUCGCCCGAGCUCGUGGCUAUGGUCACCAGCAAGGCGCGGUUCCUGCUCGGCCUGGUGCCGACGGCUGCACGACAGGCCUUGCCCAAGUUUUCGCUCGGCGACUUGGCUGAGGCACAGGGCUCGCUCCGCGACCUGUUUGCGACGUGGAAGACGCGCCGUGGGCGCGAGCCCGGCUCGGCGCAAACGCCCAAGAUUCCGAAGCAUCCACGGUUGGCGUCGAACGCGUCGGAUGAGCUCGAGGUGGAGCUGUCGUCGGUGCCGGAGACCGACGCGCGAACGGCCGCGUCGCUCUCGGCGGACAUCUCGCUCUUCCUCAAGUCGGACAGUGUCGAGCUUGACGCGGUCCUGGAUGGGAUGGUGGCGCGUUGUGCCCGCGCCGAGGGCCGUGCCGACGCGCUGCAGCUCUUCCAUCAGCUGCUGGUGACGACCGACGUGCGCGGGAGCGGGCCGAUUCUGUUUGCACUUGGGCUUGCGCUGCGGGCGCGGGCGCCGACAGAGGGCCGCACCUUGCACCACUACCUCGACCACGUCGAGGGCGCCCACGUCGAGUGUGCCAUCCGCAUCGCCACCACCUUUGAGGCCGUCCUCGUGGAGACGGUGCGGGUGUGGCGCGAGUCACGCGACGAUCAGCCAGCGCUGCGCAAGAUGGUGGCCGAGUUGUGGAACCAGCAGUUCCGCAAGGCGGACGUCAAGCUUGUAGCGUCAUCGGGCAUGCUUGAGGCGGCGUGGGAGCGGACCAAGUUUGCGCGUGGGGCGGCGGCGACCGACGGCGAUGCUUGCCGGCUCGACGAGGUGUACACCGCGCUGUACCGUGCGCUCGCUGCGACGGCGCUUGUCCAGCACAACGGCGAGAGUGACAGUGACGAGGCUGAAGUCGUCAUCGGCGGCGGCGGCGGCGGCGGCGAGGGCAGGGCUGCAGGGCUCCCCCUCAUGACACCGCACGUGUCGACGUUGCCUCUUGCCACUCGGGAUGCGCAGGUGAUACAGAGCGCGACUGGCGAGCUCAUUUUUGCGUCGAUGAAGCAAGCGAUGACAAACAGCAAUGCGGAGGUGAUGGAUGGCAUGCUGAAAGUGGCGGCGAGCCUUGGUGCUUCGCCGCUGGUUGCUGAAACGUUUGCUUCUCCGAGCACAGUGACGCUGCUCCUGGAGUGGGCUAAUGCCGAGACAAUCAGCCUGACAACACGGCAGGGCCUUGUGCGGCUGGCGGCGCGGAGCUUGCGGUUCGCGCCGCAGUCGCCUGCAGCAGCCCGCGACUCGGGUGAGGCGUUUGACGCGGCGGUGGCGCGGCGUGGAGUGCUCGAUGAGGUGCUGGCGCGGGUGAGUGCCCAUGUGGUCGGCAAGAAGCCGACGAGUGUGCCGAGUACAGCCGCGGUGACGGUGUCGAACUCGGACACAACGCGGAUCGUGCUUCUUCAUGAGCUUGUGGGCUUUGUGCAGGCUGCGCUCGAGGCUGGAGCGUGGCGGCGGUUGGCGCUCGAGAUGGUGACAAGCGCGCUGGCGACAGCCCCGGCCGCUAUCGACGCCUCCAGCGAGACGCCGGAGGAGGUUGAGGCGGUGUGGCGGCCUGUGCUGGCAGCAGUGUACAUGGCCGGUGGCCUGCGUCCGGCAGUGAUGGUCGGUGCUGUGGUCGAGGUUUCCGGCGACGAGGCGAAGCGCGACGGACUAGUGGUUGGCGUCGACAGCGCGACGUCGCUGGCAUGGUCAGACAAGCGGGCGUCGACGACGGCCGAGGUGGUGCAUACGAUCUCGCGUGAUGGUGGGUUUGAGCCGAGCGCCUCGUCGGUGGCGCUCACUAGCCUCGAGCCAAUGGCAGAGCUGGGGCAUUCACUGCUUUCACCUGACGACGCCGCAGGUCCGCUGGCUGCACUCGUGGUUGCGAGUGAGGAUGUGGACGACGUGUCGGUAGCCUGGUUUGUGCGCGAGGCAAAGGCCGCGGCGCUGGUGGCGCUGGGGCGGAUGAUGGCAGUUUGUGGAAGCGGGAGCGACAGCUCCUGCGUCGAGAGCACGCUUGUCGAAGCGGUGGUGGCGCUUGCCGGGCGCCACGUCCCACUGUCGAGCCUCCGACACCCGUACGACAUCGAAGGGUACCGCCGGCUGCUGGCGCAACACAACACAGGGCCUGAAGACGGCAUGGGCGUGAGCCUAUCGGGGACAAAGAGUGCCACGGCGUUGAUGGAGGAGAUGCCGUUUGCCGGUGUCUAUUUCGAUUGGGAGCUCGACGUCUUGUCGGACGACGAGAGCGAGGACGAGACCGGCAACGGUGACAGCGGCGGUGGCGAUGGCACGGUCGAUGCCGAUGACGUCGAGCUCGACCUCACCGAGUACUGGCUUGAAUGUCAUGCGCGGAGAGCGAGCUGGCGCGGUAAGGUUCCUGUCUACCGACUGGAUGUGGGCAACGAGGUGGCAUUUGCGGCGAUCUCAGACCGGAGCCAGUUGGUGGCGAGCGAGCCGCUGGAUCCGGUCUCAGUUGACGGUGACGGCCAGGUCACAGUGGAAGAAUUUGCUAAUGCCGAGGCUCUCUCCGGCAACCUUGUGUUUGUUGCCGCUGGCGGCGAUGGCUGGCCGAGUGGGGCGCUGGUACAAGUGCUGGCGCAGGCUGCCGCCACCGGGUGUAUCGGCGCGGUGGUGCAACUCCCAGGCGCGCCGGCCACAGUCAAGAAUGGCGCACUGACAGUCGACCAGGUGAUGGCGAGCGAACGCGCAGUCAGUGGCACCGAGGCUGCGACCGCGCUGGAUGCGCUGGCAAAGUCGGCUAUGGCAUGUGCUGCCGUCUUUGGUGAGCAUGGCGACUUUGUCUCGCGUGGGCUUGGGGUGCUUAUCGGCAAGCCGGAUGAUGCAGGUGCGAAAAGCUCUGGCGAAUCUGACGGCGCGGGUUGCGAACACCAUCAACUGUUGCGGCAGUUUGUGGCUGACGACGUGUCGAGCUCGGAUGGGGCAGCCGCGGCUGUAGUGCUUCCAGGCGAGGUGGCGGCUGCGGCGCUCGCGAGCCAAGAGCUGGCGGACGAAGCCAGCGACGGCGAGUUUGUGAGUGUGGACCUCGAUGCGCUGACAGCGAGCAUGGCUGUGAAGGACAAGUCUGCGAGUGGUUGGCCCAAGCCGAGCGAUGUGGACGUGUGCGCAAUGGAGACGCAGCUCCAGGAGGCGUUGUGCAUUCUCUCUGCGCGACGGGUGCUGACCGAGAUGCUCAAGAGUGGCACGCUCAGUGCUGAGAUGUAUGCGCUGCUGCCACCUUUGGUUCAGGCGGUGAGCGUGACUCUGCGAGCAGGGGUCAAGACGGAGCUGUCGACGCUUGCGGAGCCGGUGGUGAUGGCGAUGGUCAAUGAGUGCGGCGCUGGGGUCUCUGGCGAUGGUGGCGCGGCCGUGGCUGGCGAACGGCCCGGGCGGGCGGCACGCAGCGUUGUGCUCACAGGAACAACGACGGAAGUGGUGACGCUUCCGGUGGCGGACAGCAGCGCGGGCGGGUGUCGAGUGGUUCGGUUUGGGCCACAGACGGUCAUUCCGCCAGGGCUCGCCAUCUCGAUCGUAGUUGACGGAGUGUCAAGCGGCACGGUGGACCCACAGGCGAUGGUGCCUGUGCUCGUUGCCGGCCACACGUUCACUGUUUCGAGCGUGAUCAUGCCGGGCAGCGAGGAGAAAAAGAAGGGGAAGCAGUUGUUUGCCAGGCUCGAUCUCCAGAUUGCUGCGACGGAGAGCAGCUCGGUGGAGAAGGUAGCGCAGGCUGGCGGGAGUGUGGAGCUUGCGGCAUGGCUGCUGCGAGUGCUCGCGACGACCGAGGGCUACUCUGUGACGCCAGAAGUUGUGCGCGAGGCUGGGCGUGCGCUGCAAGCAAGCCGUGGAGGCCGGCGGCUGCGUGUGACGGAGCUUGUGCGUGAUUUGGUGCGACAGCGUGGUGAGCUCGAUGGUGUGGCGCGUGCUGGGCUACAGUGGCUUGUCGACGGGCUGCGGGCCAAGGUGCGGAGCGACAAGCCGAAGAGGAGCGGCCUUGUGGCACAGGAGCUGCAAGCUCUGUUUGACGUUUAUCUCGCUGUGGUGAGUGCUAGCAACGGGGCUGAUGCGCCAGGAGCCGAGGCAGAGCGCAGCGCGGGCACGAGCGCGAGCGCGAGCGUGAGUGGGUCGGGCCAGAACAAGGGCAAGGAAGAGGUGGAGGACGAUGUGGGAGGCAGACUCUCGCUACUUGCGCUUGAGGAGGAUGGCGGCAAGAUGACGCCGGACGUGGAGCCGCCGAGUCUCGCAGCGCAGUACACGUCGCAUGCGAUCCGCGAAGGGCCGCUUGACGACGAGCCACGGGUGUACCAGACGUGGAUGGAGAGCCGCGGCGAUGGGACGUUCCACUGUACAAGGUCGUUUGGGACAGUGCGCGGCGAUGUUGUGGUGCACUCGGGAGCGUGGCAGUACGAGGUGACUGCCGAGUCUGUGAGCGAGCUCAUGAUUGGGUGGGCAACGCCGGAGUUUUUCAGCGAGACGAGUCACGACGGAUGCGGCGACAACGUACAUGGGUGGUCGUGGGACCCGAGCUAUCGUCAGCGGUGGCACAAUGGGAACUACUCGACGUGGCCAGAGACGUCACCGACGUUGUCGCAGGGAAGCGUGAUCGGAGUGAUGGUGGACAUGGAGGCGGGGACGACGCGGUACAGCGUGAAUGGAAACGAGGUCGGCGAGCCGUACAACGAUGUGUCGGCAACAAGCCUGAUUGCUGCAGUGUCGCUCUCAUCGGGCGGGUCUGUGCGAGUCAACUUUGGCACGCAGCCGUUUGUGUAUCCGGAGCCUGGCUACCUCCCGCUAGCGGUGGGUGCCGAGUCGAGCGUGAUGGCGACCGCUGCGGUGAGCAAGGGCGACGGUCAGGCAAACCCCAAGGCAGAGGCGAAGGCGGAGAUGUACGUGGCGGGUCUGGAGCAGACAGAUGCGGCGCUGCGGAGCGUGCUCGCGUCUCGCGAUCUGCCUGAGCGGGUGUACACUUCUGCUCUACAGCAGUACCGCAAGCGUGUGGCCAGAGUCGGGCCGCGCAGUCUGGCAGUUUCGAGCAAGGCGACGCGAAGCGUGUUUUCCGGUGCAGCGAAGCGAGGCAAGGCGACGACUGUGGUUGGCGACCGUGUUGUUGUGGCGGGUACGCUCGCGCACGACGCUGCAUCGUUCGAGACGGCACCGUGGAUGUCUGUGAUGGGCGUGAGCGGGACGGUCUACUCCAUCGGAUCUGUCGAGGCACCGAGCCAGGCGUUUGUGUACGUGGUCGACGAGGCUGUGACGCAGAGCGAGGAGCUUGCGGCUCUUGCGGCUCAGCUUAUUGUGCCGGCCGACUCGGACGCGUUUGGCAAGCUUGCGGCGGGAGACGCGGCGGUACGUGCGGACGAACGCAAUGUGUGCGAGCCUGUGGCGAUGCUCAAGCCGAGCGACGGCAUGUCGCGGAUGGAGAGCGUAAUGCGAACGUUUGGUGGCGAGUGCAUGGGCGAGGCGACGGCGUUUGCCGUCCGGGCGCACACGUCGCGGCUUUUGUCUAUGGACGAGGUGAAUGAGUCGGACGAGGCGCGUGCGAGCAUGAUUGUGGGCCGCAGCGUGAUUGUCAUUGUGCAAGGAAGCGAUACGGGCCCGAGCCUGGAAGCAUGCCAUGUAGCGGUAAGCGGGUUUGGGCUGAUGGAGGCGUCGGCCGGGCUGCAUCCUGCGAGCGGUGUGACAUGGAACAACUCGCAGUGGAGCAGCGAGCAGGACCGCGAGCUGCUUGAGUAUGCGGAAGCGCAGGCGCGAGUCCUAGGCAGGCCGCUGAACGCGGAGCUAUGGGUAGGCGCGCUGGGUAACGCGCCGCCGAUGCGGUACCCUUCGCUUCGUGGGGUGAGCAUGGAUGCGCUGCGUGCGCGGUUUGUGGUUCUUGCGGCGAUCAACGAGCUUGCGGCAGACUUUCUGCCGCUUGUGGAUCUGAGCCGGAGCGACGACGCGGGCUCUGUGGCAGCGAUGGUGUGCGCCGGGCGCGGGGUACUGAUGCGGAUGAUCAAGUCGCCGCAGAUGUCUGCCGUGCUAGAGGCGACGACAGGCGAGUCCAAAGGGUCACGCGAGAUCAAGAUCAACCGGCUGAAGGCGACGCAGGCGCGCGAGGCUGUGGAAAGCGGAGCACUGAGCGCGUCGGAGCGUGCGGCGAGGUGCAUGGUGGGCCAGGCAGCGGAGCUGGUGGUGACGUGGCCGGCGGCUGCGCUGCGGUCUCGAAGCGACCAGCUGUGGAAGAUCAAGUUCCUCAACGAGGGCUCUGUGGACGCUGGUGGGCCGUACCGAGAGAUGUUCUCCAACUGGUCGGCAGAGCUGAUGACGGCCGGGCUUGUGGAUGUGCUCAUUCCGUCGCCCAACAUGGUGCACGGACUCGGCGAGACCCGUGAUGCAUGGGUUGUGCGGCCGGGCGCGACCGGGGUCCGUGACCAGGUUGUGAUGCGGUUUGUGGGUCGGCUGAUGGGAGUGGCAGUGCGGACGUCGGAGACGCUGGACCUCGCGCUGUGCUCGCUGGUGUGGAAGGCAGUUGUUGGCGAGGCACGCGACAUUAGCGACCUGGCGAUGGUGGACACCAUGGCUGCGCAGGCACUGGCGUAUGUGGAGCGGAUCGAUGAAGAGGGCGUGGACGCGAGCUGCUUCACGGACAUCAUCGACGAGAUGUUUGAGGCGACGCUGUCUGACGGGACGCGUGUGGAGGUUCUGCCGGGCGGCAGUAGCGAGCCGGUGACGUUUGAGCGACGGCACGAGUGGGUGCGGCUGGUGCGGGAGGCGCGGCUGGCCGAGGCAGACGCGGCAAUGACAGGGCUCCUCUUUGGGCUCCACGAGAUUGUGCCUGCGCCUGCGCUUGCUCUGCUCACGUGGCGCGAGGCCGAACAGAUGGUGUGUGGGUCGCCGGUUGUGGACCUGGAGGUGCUCCGCGCGGCAACGCAGUACGAGAAGAACAUCCGCGAAGACGCGCUGGUGGUGACGUACCUGUGGCGGGCGCUCGGUGAGUUUGAACAGGACGACCUCAAGCUGUACCUCAAGUUUGUGUGUGGGCGGACGCGGCUAGGGGCGACCGGGACGGCUGGCCUCAGCUUUAAGAUCGACGCGCACACCAGCGCGAGCGACCCCAACACGGCCAUGGUCCAGUCGCACUCCUGCUUCUCGACCAUCGACCUCCCGCUCAUGACCGACGAUAGUGAGGCCGGGUACCUCGGCUUCAAGCAGCGUCUGCUGUUUGCCAUCCGUAACUGCGCAUCAGUGGACACUGACUUUGUGGUGUAGACAAGAGCAUCGCUAUAAAAUAAAGCACGCCCAGCCCG
Messenger RNA from Thecamonas trahens ATCC 50062, 11867 nucleotides. RefSeq lists its product as uncharacterized. Gene Ontology annotation, molecular function: protein binding; ubiquitin-protein transferase activity. The transcript is spliced from 3 exons. NCBI's taxonomy places the organism in Eukaryota, Apusomonadida, Apusomonadidae. The record is from RefSeq and is a predicted model, not a curated record. The coding region runs from base 1 to 11829 and encodes 3942 amino acids.